Messenger RNA from Empidonax traillii (willow flycatcher), 2670 nucleotides. RefSeq names its product TNF alpha induced protein 2 (gene TNFAIP2). Gene Ontology annotation, cellular component: exocyst. Gene Ontology annotation, biological process: exocytosis; exocyst localization. NCBI's taxonomy places the organism in Eukaryota, Metazoa, Chordata, Aves, Passeriformes, Tyrannidae. The coding region runs from base 63 to 2135 and encodes 690 amino acids. The transcript is spliced from 12 exons. The record is from RefSeq and is a predicted model, not a curated record. Gene Ontology annotation, molecular function: SNARE binding.
CGCAUCCAGCCCCGCAUCCAGCCCCGCCGCCGCCCGGGAGCCGCCGCAGAGUUAGGAGAAAAAUGAUGAAAAUGUUACCCUUUUUUCAAAAUGGUCCCAUUGGAAUACGCCGUGGAUCAGAGGGUUGCAUUGGUCCAAAUGGGCAGUUUGAAAACCCUUCUGCAUCAGUUGCUGAGCAAGUCCCUGCCUGUUCUGAACCUUCUGUAGAUGAGAUCUGGUCCAGGAACCAGGAGAAGAUCAGUGAAAGGCCAGAGGCAGCCUCCAGAGCUUCACGUGCCUCUUCCAUCACGAGCAAUGAGAGUUGUAUCUCUGCUGGAGACAGCCCUGAAAAGGGAAGAGGAAUAACAGGAAUCCUAAGAAGUGCAUUUAAGAAAAUUAAAAAGACCAAGCCACCCAGUGUCAAACAAGUCAUGGUUCUCCUUGGAGAGCAAAAGCUUUGUGAUGCCACUCAGCAUCUGAUUGUCCUGGAGAAGAGCCUAUCUAGCAAAAGUGAGGAGGGGCUGAACACCAGUCAGGAAGAUAUUGAGUCUGUCUACGAAAUUCUGAAGCACAAAGUCUUCAGUGUCUUGAAAGACUCCAUGCUGCUAGCGAAAACAAACCCAGACCUGCUGCAGCAGGCAGUGGAGGCUCUGAAAGAGCAGGAGAGAGAAGAUCAGAACUACAUGUCAGAGAAUCCACCUGACCAAAAUACGCAAUUUAGACCUAGAAAAUGGAAAGAGCUUUGGAUGGCUACAGUAAAGGAGUCUGUAGAGGCUCGAAUGAAAGACACAAGCCGUACUCCUAUAAAUGAGAACCUCUCUGCAGUUGGCCAAAACCUCCUGCACAUGGGAAAGACAAUGAAAGAAGAUCUGACAGUGGUUGUAAAGUACAUUAAGCAGCUUUAUCCUCCCGAGUUUAAUGUGUUCAGCAUAUAUGCAGAAUUCUACCACAAUUAUUUUGCCUCCCACGCAAAGAAAAGUGCUGAAUCUCAUCUGGAAGACAAGGAUAUUUACCUUCUUCUCUCAUGGGUGCACAACUUUUAUCCAAAAGAUAUGAGAAAAGAUCAUGCUUUAGCCAAGGAGUUGGAUAAAGUUAAGCUUGGAAGCCUUUUACCAUCAAGUCUGAGCAAAGAGCUUGAAAAGAAAUACCUUGACAGUGAAGAGGUUACUGUCAAAAAUUCUCUGAGCAAGUGUUUAGAUAAAGAAAUCCAAAGAUGGAAAGAAGACAAAGAACCAGAGAAGCUAAAUGGGCAUUUUCAGAGUGAACUCCUAGGAAUAUUUGUUAUCCAGAGCAUCUACAGUGGCCAGAAGCGAGCCCAGGACAUCAGCAGCGCUGUAGGGGAGGAGCUGUCUCAGCGCCUGUUGAAGGAGCUGCCUGCCUUCCUGAGGAGCUACAGGGAUGCUUUUGAAGACUUUAAGGAGAAAAGUAAGAAGCACACACACUACAAGCCUAUACUGAUUGCAAAUAUAAACAACUGCUGGAAUUUUAGAGAAUACACAGAGAAAAACAUAGCAGAAGAUGACGACAAUAGAGCCGAUAUCCUCAGCACUCUUAGUGAUAUUGAAAACAGCGCCUUUGACGUUCUGCUUCAACAACUGUUUGCCCAGCUGAAGCCAAUGUAUAAGAAGUUCACAGAAAAUAAGUGGGACUCCAGCAACGAAAUUAUGAACGAGAUCAUUAAAACCACCAGCAAACAUAUUUCAGAUUUCCGGACAUUAAGGGACCCUUUUUACCACGCUAUUGUUGAGAAGAUUCACACCCGUUUGGUUAAAGAGUACAUCGUGAGGCUCCUGAAGAGGAAAGUCAGCCUGAAAACUCCAGCACAGCAGCAAAAUCUAGCCCAGCAGAUCUCCAAGAAUGCUGCUGACUUGGAAGCCUUCUGCAUGAGCAAUGGAUCUCAAGCUACGUGGCUGAAUUCAGUGCUCCCCAAACUGGCUGAAAUAAUCCGACUUCAGGAUUUAGGUGCUAUUAAAAUUGAAGUUGCAACACUCGCCACAACAUACCCAGAUAUCCGCAAAAGGCACCUGGAAGCGUUCCUGCACAUCAAAGCCAAUUUGUCCCGCAGUGAACAAAAAAGCAUCCUGGGCUACCUGGCAGACAACAAAGCCUCCACGCCGCCCAGGGCCACACUCUUCUCUAACAUAAACGUGUCCUAGGCCAAGGCAACCCCUGGCACCACCUUGUGCUGGACUGUCAGGAGAGCCAGGGAUGGAGACUGUCCCCUGGAUCAAUGCACAGUGCACACUGCCACCCUUUCCUAUGGAAAGUGCUUUGUCUUAAUCUGGUGCUCAGCACCUGUAUGGGAAUUGUUCUUCCUGUGGACAUGGGCGGAGGGUGUGCCCACGAGAGAUGCAGUGCCCUCAAGGACUGUGGCUGCUCCUCACACCAGCCAUGGAUUCCCCCCAGAGUCUCCUUGGUGCCACCAUGUUCUCUGCCUGGACACUGCCCUGGUGCUCUGACCUCCAUCUACCUUUCAGGGUGCCAUGAAGGCCACGUUGCUGACUCCCCAACUAGCCUAGACCAAGAAGGCACCUCCUGAGUAGAUUUUUUUUGUCUUCUAAAGAAAUGGAGGGAAAAAAAACCUCAAGCCAAAAUUCAGAGAUGUUGGAAAAGUCCCAUGUGAGCAUGUGUGCACCCCAUUUGCCUUUCUCAAAGCCAUGCAGGGCAGCUGUGUUAGGCUAAAGGGAGAGG